AAGCUGGCAGCAGAGUGCCAGAGCGCGGGCUACAGCGGCACGCUGAUCCCCUAUAAGUGUGACCUGUCCUGUGAGGAGGACAUCCUGUCCAUGUUCUCUGCCAUCAAGACGCUGCACCAAGGGGGUGGACGUGUGUAUCAACAAUGCAGGCCUGGCCCACAACGAACCCUUGCUCAGCGGCAAGACCGACGGCUGGAGGAACAUGAUCGACGUGAGUGGACAACACACACAAUGUACAUGGGUUCACACACACACACUAUGUACGCAUGUCUUUCCAAUCAACAACAACUGUAACAACGUAGUAACAACUGUGUAACUGUGUGCUGGGCUGUCAUACAGUUGGGUUACUCAACAACUGAACUGCUGUACUUGAGUGUAGCAACCAUAGCUAAAUAGAGAAUAACUGUGAAAAAUGUUUGGUUAUAGAGUAGAAUCAGAAUCAUUUGUAUUCGCCAAGUACAGUGCAUUUGGAAAGUAUUCAGACCCCUUUACUUUUUCCACAUUUUGUUACGUUACAGCCUUAUUUUAAAAUGUAUUAAAUAAUAACAAUUCCUCAUCAAUCUAUGCACAAUACCCCAUAAUGACAAUGCAAAAACAGGUUUUUAGAAAUGUUUACAAAUGUAUUAAAAAUAAAAAACAUAACUUAUAUACAUAAGUAUUCAGACCCUUUGCUAUGAGACUCGAAAUUGAGCUCGGGUGCAUCCUGUUUCCAUUGAUCAUCCUUGAGAUGUGUCUACAACUUGAUUGGAGUCCACCUGUGGUAAAUUCAAUUGAUUGGACAUGAUUUGGAAAGGCACACACCUGUCUAUAUAAGGUCCCACAGUUGACAGUGCAUGAGGUCGAAGGAAUUGUCCGUAGAUCUCCGAGACAGGAUUGUGUCGAGGCAACAGAUCUGGGGAAGGGUACCAAAACAUUUGUCCCCAAGAACACAGUGGCCUCCAUCAUUUUUAAAUGGAAGAAGUUUGGAACCACCAAGACUCUUCCUAGAGCUGGCCGCCUGGCCAAACUGAGCAAUCGGGGGAGAAGGGCCUUGGUCAGGGAGGUGACCAAGAACUUGAUGGUCACUCUGGCAGAGCUCCAGAGUUCCUCUGUGGAGAUGGGAGAAACUUCCAGAAGGACAACCAUCACCAAUCAGGCCUUUAUGGUAGAGUGGCCAGACGGAAGCCACUCCUCAGUAAAAAGGCACAUGACAGCCCGCUUGGAGUUUGCCAAAAGGCACCUAAAGGACUCUGACCAUGAGAAACAACAUUCUCUGGUCUGAUGAAACCAAGAUUGAACUCUGGCCUGAAUGCCAAUCGUCACGUCUGGGGGAAACCUGGCACCAUCCCUAUGGUGAAUCAUGGUGGUGGCAGCAUCAUGCUGUGGGGAUGUUUUUCAGCGGCAGGGACUGGCAGACUAGUCAGGAUCAAGGGAAAAAUGAACAGAGCAAAGUACAGAGAGAUCCUUGAUGAAAACCUGCUCCAGAGCACUCAGGACCUCAGACUGGGGCGACGGUUCACCUUCCAACAGGACAACAACCCUAAGCACACAGCCAAGAGAACGAAGGAGUGGCUUCGGGACAAGUCUCUGAAUGUCCUUGAUUGGCCCAGCCAGAGCCCGGACUUGAACCCGAUCGAACAUCUCUGGAGAGACCUGAAAAUAGCUGUGUGGUGACGCUCCCCAUCCAACCUGACAGCGCUUGAGAGGAUCUGCAGAGAAGAAUGGGAGAAACUCCCCCAAUACAGGUGUGCCAAGCUUGUGGCGUCCUACCCAAAAAGACUUGCGGCUGUAAUCGCUGCCAAAGGUGCUUCAACAAAGUACUGAAAGGGUCUGAAUAUUUAUGUAAAUGUGAUAUGUUAGUUUUUUGUAUAUUUUUAUAUACAUUUGCUAAAAUUUCUUAACCUGUUUUUGCUUUGUCAUUAUGGGGUAUUGUGUGUAGAUUGAUGAGGGGGGGAAAAACAAUUUAAUCCAUUUUAGAAUAAGGCUGUAACGUAAUGUUUUUGGGAAAAAGUCAAGGGGUCUGAAUACACUGUACAUUUACAUUGCUGCCAGCAAUAGACACUUUACAAACAGAAUACAGACAACUUCACAUAGACAUCAUACAGAAUAUACAAUAUUGGAACGGAAAAAAUAAAAUUCUGGAGUAUAGCCUGAUUACAGUGGGAAUAUGCAAUUUACUGAGGGGAUAUAUCUAUAUAAGCAGAGGGAGGGAUGCUGUCAUGGCAAAUAUAUACAGUGCAUAUACAGUGAGGGAAACAAUUAUUUAAUCCCCUGCUGAUUUUGUACGUUUGCCCACUGACAAAGACAUGAUCAGUCUAUAAUUUUAAUGGUAGGUUUAUUUGAACAGUGAGAGACAGAAUAACAAAAAAAAAAAACAGAUUUGCAUUUUACUGAGUGAAAUACAGUGGGGGAAAAAAGUAUUUAGUCAGCCACCAAUUGUGCAAGUUCUCCCACUUAAAAAGAUGAGAGAGGCCUGUAAUUUUCAUCAUAGUUGACGUGUACCUAUGACAGACAAAUUGAGAUUUUUUGGUAAACUUUUUGGUAAAAACUCAACUCGUCGUGUUUGGAGGACAAAGAAUGCUGAGUUGCAUCCAAAGAACACCAUACCUACUGUGAAGCAUGGGGGUGGAAACAUCAUGCUUUGGGGCUGUUUUUCUGCAAAGGGACCAGGACGACUGAUCAGUGUAAAGGAAAGAAUGAAUGGGGCCAUGUAUCGUGAGAUUUUGAGUGAAAACCUCCUUUCAUCAACAAGGGCAUUGAAGAUGAAACGUGGCUGGGUCUUUCAGCAUGACAAUGAUCCCAAACACCCCGCCCGGGCAACGAAGGAGUGGCUUCGUAAGAAGCAUAUCAAGGUGCUGGAGUGGCCUAGCCAGUCUCCAGAUCUCAACCCCAUAGAAAAUCUUUGGAGGGAGUUGAAAGUCUGUGUUGCCCAGCGACAGCCCCAAAACAUCACUGCUCUAGAGAUCUGCAUGGAGGAAUGGGCCAAAAUACCAGCAACAGUGUGUGAAAACCUUGUGAAGACUUACAGAAAACGUUUGACCUGUGUCAUUGCCAACAAAGGGUAUAUAACAAAGUAUUGAGAAACUUUUGUUAUUGACCAAAUACUUAUUUUCCACCAUAAUUUGCAAAUAAAUUCAUUAAAAAUCCUACAAUGUGAUUUUCUGGAGAAAAUAAAUCUCAUUUUGUCUGUCAUAGUUGACGUGUACCUAUGAUGAAAAUUACAGGCCUCUCUCAUCUUUUUAAGUGGGAGAACUUGCACAAUUGGUGGCUGACUAAAUACUUUUUAUCCCCACUGUAAGUAUUUGACCCCUCUGCAAAACAUGAUUUAGUACUUGGUGGCAAAACCCUUGUUGGCAAUCACAGAGGUCAGACGUUUCUUGAAGUUGGCCACCAGGUUUGCACACAUCUCAGGAGGGAUUUUGUCCCACUCCUCUUUGCAGAUCUUCUCCAAGUCAUUAAGGUUUCGAGGCUGACGUUUGGCAACUCGAAUCUUCAGCUCCCUCCACAGAUUUUCUAUGGGAUUAAGGUCUGGAGACUGGCUAGGCCACUCCAGGACCUUAAUGUGCUUCUUCUUGAGCCACUCCUUUGUUGCCUUGGCCGUGUGUUUUAGGUCAUUGUCAUGCUGGAAUACCCAUCCACGACCCAUUUUCAAUGCCCUGGCUGAGGGAAGGAGGUUCUCACCCAAGAUUUGACGGUACAUGGCCCUGUCCAUCGUCCUUUUGAUGCGGUGAAGUUGUCCUGUCCCCUUAGCAGAAAAACACCCCCAAAGCAUAAUGUUUCCACCUCCAUGUUUGACGGUGGGGAUGGUGUUCUUGGGAUCAUAGGCAGCAUUCCUCCUCCUCCAAACACGGCGAGUUGAGUUGAUGCCAAAGAGCUCGAUUUUGGUCUCAUCUGACCACAACACUUUCACCCAGUUCUCCUCUGAAUCAUUCAGAUGUUCAUUGGCAUACUUCAGACGGGCCUGUAUAUGUGCUUUCUUGAGCAGGGGGACCUUGCGGGCGCUGCAGGAUUUCAGUCCUUCACGGCGGAGUGUGUUACCAAUUGUUUUCUUGGUGACUAUGGUCCCUGCUGCCUUGAGAUCAUUGACAAGAUCCUCCCGUGUAGUUCUGGGCUGAUUCCUCACCGUUCUCAUGAUCAUUGCAACUCCACGAGGUGAGAUCUUGCAUGGAGCCCCAGGCCGAGGGAGAUUGACAGUUAUUUUGUGUUUCUUCCAUUUGCGAAUAAUCGUACCAACUGUUGUCACCUUCUCACCAAGCUGCUUGGCGAUGGUCUUGUAGCCCAUUCCAGCCUUGUGUAGGUCUACAAUCUUGUCCCUGACAUCCUUGGAGAACUCUUUGGUCUUGGCCAUGGUGGAGAGUUUGGAAUCUGAUUGAUUGAUUGCUUCUGUGGACAGGUGUCUUUUAUACAGGUAACAAGCUGAGAUUAGGAGCACUCCCUUUAAGAGUGUGCUCCUAAUCUCAGCUCGUUACCUGUAUAAAAGACACCUGGGAGCCAGAAAUCUUUCUGAUUGAGAGGGGGUCAAAUACUUAUUUCCCUCAUUAAAAUGCAAAUCAAUUUAUAACAUUUCUGACAUGCGUUUUUCUGGAUUUUUUUGUUGUUAUUCUGUCUCUCACUGUUCAAAUAAACCUACCAUUUAAAAUUAUAGACUGAUAAUUUCUUUGUCAGUGGGCAAAUGUACAAAAUCAGCAGGGGAACAAAUACUUUUUUCCCUCACUGUACAGUGUUGUGCAAUGGUGGUGUGAAGCGUAGUACAAAGGGUUUAACGAACCCACAUAACCACACAAACGUCUAGUGUGUUGGUACUUAAACAUGAUAGGCCUGUUAGAUGCAGUGCCAACACACACAUUCCCCCUCACAAGGAGUCGUCCCAUUGCCUGGCGUGGUGCUACCACACAGAGGCCCACUUGUAGAAGAAGCCAGGUAUUAUUUCCUUCCAUCUAUUAUGCUGGGCCUUUUCUUUACACUGUAAUUCAUCGAUCUCAAGACCAUUCCUUUCAAGCCCCUCAGGCUGAGCCCUCCUGCUCAAAAAGUAGUCCCAGCCCCUGUAAUUUCACAAGGGGCCUUGGCUUUGACACUGUUGAUGACAAUAACUACAGUCUCAUUCACCUAGAUGAACUGUAUUUGUGUGUGUGAAGGCAGAUGCAGGUGAACGUUUUUGACUGAAGCUCUCCUCCUAUAGGUGAAUGUCCUGGCCCUGUCCAUUUGUACCCGCGAGGCCUACCAGUCAAUGAAAGAGCGGAAUGUGGACGAUGGCCACAUCAUCAAUAUUAACAGGUAGACUACAGCUUAUUUUCAGCCUGUUAAAUGCCUGUUAUAACUGACAUUUAAAUGAUUGAAUACUCUCUCAGGAGAUACAGUAAAGAGGUCCUACAAUUUUACUCUUGGUUUUAGACAGAGAAGAUAAGUCAGAGGGAUACAGGAUGGAGGAUGUAUCACAUACAUGCAAUUAUCUCACUUUCUCUCCUUUUCUCCCUCCCUCCUUUGCUUACUGCUAUAGUAUGGGGGGACAUAGAAUGGUACCUAGUGCAGAUGAACACUUCUACUGUGCCACUAAAUAUGCUGUUACUGCUCUAACCGAGGGGCUACGGCAAGAGCUACGGGAAGCAAAGACUCACAUCAGAGCCACGGUGAAAAGAGCAGCAUUACUAUUCACUCUUUUUCAGAUGAAUCUGUCAACUGUCUUAUACAAUUAUUAGAUAUAAAGUUGAUUGUUGUGUGGGUGCGUGUGUACGCUUGUGCGUGUGUGUGUUCGUCUGUGCGUGCGUACGAGUGUCUGUCUGUGUAUGUGUAUAUAAACAUAAAUAACGACCAUGGUUUGUGCCUUCCUCUUCCAUAGUGUAUAUCCCCUGGAAUAGUGGAGACUGAGUUUGCCUUCCGGCACCACAACAGUGAUCCAGAGAAAGCAGCUGCUGUGUAUGAGAGUAUAAAAGUAAGGCAGCUAGACUAGGAGUGUGUGAGGGUGGGUGUGUGGGUGGGUGGGUGGAUGGGCCUACCUCUUCUCUCAAUACAAAUACGGUACAUUAAGAAACUAUUAGAAACUAUGACUAAUUGGCAUUCUUUUCCUCUGCAGUGUUUGAAAGCACAAGACAUAGCCAGUGCAGUCACAUACGUUCUGGGCGCCCCCCCUCAUGUCCAGGUAAAGUAGUGCUCUCUGUCUGUCUGUCGCUUCUGUCAAUACUUGGCUUACUUACAGUACCAGUCAAAAGUUUGGACACACCUACUCACUCAAGGGUUUUUCUUAAUUUUUUACAUUGUAGAAUAAUAGUGAAGACAUCAAAACUAUGAAAUAACACAUAUGGAAUCAUGUAGUAACCAAAAAAGUGUUAAACAAGUCAAAAUAUAUUUUAGAUUUUAGAUUCUUCAAAGUAGCCACCCUUUACCUUGAUGACAGCUUUGUACACUCUUGGCAUUCACUCAACCAGCUUCACCUGGAAUGCUUUUCCAACAGUCUUGAAGGAGUUCCCAAAUAUGCUGAGCGCUUGUUGGCUGCUUUUCCUUCACUCUGCGGUCCAACUCAUCCCAAACCAUCUCAAUUGAGUUGAGGUCAGGUGAUUUUGGAGGUUAGGUCAUCUGAUGCAGCACUCCAUCACUCUCCUUCUUGGUCAAAUAGCCCUUACAGAGCCUGGAGGUGUGUUGGGUUAUUGUCCUGUUGAAAAACAAAUGAGAGUGCCACUAAGCGCAAACCAGAUGGGAUGGCGUAUCGCUGCAGAAUGCUGUGGUAGCCAUGCUGGUUAAGUGUGCCUUGAAUUCUAAAUAAAUCACUGACAGUGUCACCAGCAAAGCACCAUCACACCUCCUUCUCCAUGCUUCACGGUGGGAACCACACAUGCGGAGAUCAUCUGUUCACCUACUCUGCGUCUCACAAAGACACAGCGGUUGGAACCAAAAAUCUCAAAUUUGGACUCAUCAGACCAAAGGACAGAUUUCCACCGGUCUUAUGUCCAUUGCUUGUGUUUCUUGACCCAAGCAAGUCUCUUCUUAUUAUUGGUGUCCUUUAGUAGUGGUUUCUUUGCAGCAAUUUGACCAUGAAGGCCUGAUUCACGCAGUCUCUUCUGAACAGUUGAUGUUGAGAUGUGUCUGUUACUUGAACUCUGUGAAGCAUUUAUUUGGGCUGAAAUUUCUGAGGCUGGUAACUCUAAUGAACUUAUCCUCUGCAGCAGAGGUAACUCUGGGUCUUCCUUUCCUGUGGCGGUCCUCAUGAGAGCCAGUUUCAUCAUAGCGCUUGAUGGUUUUUGCGACUGCACUUGAAGAAACUUUCAAAGUUCUUGAAAUGUUCCGGAUUGACUGACCUUCAUGUCUUAAAGUAAUGAUGGACUGUCGUUUCUCUUUGCUUAUUUGAGCUGUUCUUGCCAUGAUAUGGACUUAGCCCUAUUUGGUAAAAGACCAUCUUCUGUAUACCUUGUCACAACACAACUGAUUGGCUCAAACGCAUUAAGAAGGAAAGAAAUUCCACAAAUUAACUUUUAACAAGGCACACCUGUUAAUUGAAAUGCAUUCCAGGUGACUACCUCAUGAAGCUGGUUGAGAGAAUGCCAAGAGUGCAAAGCUGUCAUCAAGGCAAAGGGUGGCUACUUUGAAGAAUCUAAAAUCUUAAAUAUUUUGAUUUGUUUAACACUUUUUUGGUUACUACAUGAUUCCAUAUGUGUUAUUUCAUAGUUUUGAUGUCUUCACUAUUAUUCUACAAUGUAGAAAAUAGUAAAAAUAAAGAAAACCCCUUGAAUGAGUAGGUGGCCUCCUGUGCCUCAGUUGGUAGAGCAUGGCGCUUGCAACGCCAGGGUUGUGGGUUCGAUUCCCACAGGGGUAUAAAAAAUAAUGUAUGCACUCACUAACUGUAAGUCGCUCUGGAUAAGAGCGUCUGCUAAAUGACUAAAAUGUAAAUGUAGGUGUGUCCAAACUUUUGACUGGUACUGUAUAUCCUGCCUCUUUCUCAAGUCAAGAAUAACUCCUCUUAGAUAGACCAAUGGUACUAUACACUGAGUGUACAAAACAUGAGGCUCUUUUCAUGACAGACUGACCAGGUGAAUCCAGGUGAAAGCUAUGAUCUCUUAUUGAUGUCACUUGUUAAAUCCACUUCAAUCAGUGUAGAUGAAGGGGAGGAGAUGGGUUAAAUAGUGAUUUUUAAGCCUUGAGACAAUUGAGACAUGGAUUGUGUGUGUGCCAUUCAGAGGGUGAAUGGGCAAGACAUAGAUAUUUAAGUCCAUUUGAACGGGGUAUGGUAGUAGGUGCCAGGAGCACCGAUUUGAGUGUGUCAAGAACUGCAACGGUGCUGGGUUUUUCACGCUAAACAGGUUCCCGUGUGUAUCAAGAAUGGUCCACCACCCAAAGGACAUCCAGCCAACCUGACACAUCUGUGGGAAGCAUUGACGUCAACAUGGGCCAGCAUCCCUGUGGAAUGCUUUUGACACCUUGUAGAGUCCAUGCCCUGACGAGUUGAAGGUGUUCCUAAUGUUUUGUACACUCAGUGUAUGCUGUCAAUGGUCCUGACCUGAGGACAUUCAUGCAGUUUGUUGAGUUUGUUUGUGUAUGUAAACCUGCUUGUCGGCCUCUAGAUUGGAGAUGUGCAGAUGAGGCCGGUGGAACAGGUGUCAUAGCAACCGAGCAGGAAGGAAUCAGCUGAAGGAGCAGAUGGAGCCAGGCAGCGUGCGCCAUGGUGACGACUCCUUAGCGACCCCUGCUGGGCAACGACGGAAACAAACUAGGAUUCAACUGGAUUUGGAGUGGAGGGAUCGGUUUGAGGGGUGGAGGUGGCUGAGUGUGGUGGGGGGAUCUCUGGUGUGGAGAUGAGAGGAAAGGAGGAGAGGGUGGGCAGGUACUCUUAACCACUAUAGAAUUACUAUGAGUGCUGCAACAUGGUCUUUGGUGUAUUGCUCUGAAGCCACUGCAAACUUAGGAGAGGAGAAGAGGGUUGUUGGUCAUGUGCUUAUGUGGUCAUAUAUUCUACAUGAGGGAAGAGUAUGCCAUCAAUUGCACAUGUUUAAAAAAAAAAAAUGUGUAGGUUGUAAUAGAUAUAUGUUUCAAAUGAUGGAAGACAACCCUGCUGUUCAAUAAAGAAUGAUAAUUAUCAUUUUUAUAUAUAGGUAUUUUAACUAUGAUUAUUGGUAGAUGUGGCUCAUACUGUACUUCCUAACCAUAGAUGCUCAAUCCAUUUCUGUCUUUACUUCUGUUUUUAAUAACAAGCAGAUUUGGUUGGCCUGGUAUUAAGUCCGCUCGUACGUUUUUCAAAACCCAUGUCAAUCAUCACUAAUUCAGAAAAUGUGUGUAAGGGACAUUCAAGCACGAUUACGCAACCCCAUCACUUUGGAGCAAGUGUAUUUCCCCACUCCCAUGUGAUUUAAAUUGUUUUGCACUUUGGAUCCAUUUGGAGGAGUAUAAAGAAAACACUCAUCUUGUCUAGAGGAAGUAACUAACUCGAAUAUACUCUCCUCAAGUGUGUACUUGUAUGAUACAGUAGAUGUUUAUCAAUAAAAUGAAUUAAGAAUUGUCAAAGGUGGCUCCUUUUUGUGCACCAUUAUUUGUU
Molecule: messenger RNA, 9496 nt
Organism: Coregonus sp. 'balchen'
Lineage: Eukaryota; Metazoa; Chordata; Actinopteri; Salmoniformes; Salmonidae
Source: the annotation of a GenBank genome assembly